AUCAACUCUUGUUGUUUUCCAUCAGCGGGAGUUCUUUGCAGUCGUCAGUCCAGUUUGUCCACUCAAAAGCGAAAGUAUUUUAGUUUGUUAGUCAUGCCUGCGAAUGCACAGAUUCUUCUUUGGUGUCUGCUUCCAUUGACGACCCUCGCUCAAAUUUCAGAUGGAAGAUUGAACGUCACAUGCCUGGCAUCAGAAGAUUGUGUGCUCCCGUGUCGAUUCUCCUCUGAUGGCCGUGGUGCUCGCGUCAUGUGGUACAGGCAAAAGGCGGUGGUGAGCUGCACACGUUACGGCAACACCAGCUGGGUGGUCGGCCACAACUCGCCGGCCGACAAGUACAAAGGCAGGACGGACCUGUACGCAGACCAGGUCCUGGAGGGCAACGCCACGCUGGUGCUGAGGAACGUCACUCCGCGAGACGAGGACAAAUACGUCUGCAUCACCUUCACAGAGCCGGAGACCAUUAAAUCCGGCGUUAUCACCGUGACGGUGAAAGCUCCCGUCAGGAAGGUCCACAUGGAGUUCCGUGACGAGGCGGUCUACUGUCGAGCAGAAGGCAUAUACCCGCCGCCCACGCUGACCUGGUCCGUCGAGCCGCCCAGUGAAGCCAAACUCUUCUACAACAAAACCAAGAUGGAGGAAGGCCGUCUGGGCCUCUUCGACAUCGAGAGCGCCGUGCAGAUGAAGGCGGCCGACACCAGCAACAUGAACAUGACUUUCAUUUGUGAAGUCGCCAGCGAGGAAUUGUCUAAAAGAGCACACCUGAAGGUGGAAGACGCCAUCAUCACACCCGCUGGCGACAACGUCAAAGUGCCCUGCACUCUACCUCUCAAAGAACUCGACAACUUCGGCCUCACCUGGAGGGUCCGACGCUCUGAGCCCGUCCCCAGCGUCAAAGACCUCUGGAAGAUCCAGAAGAUGGACACACGUUCGGUAUGGCGCCAUAUGAUGCUGCCCAGCGUGGAAUCGGUGCAUCAGGGCACGUACACCUGCGAGGUGCAAACACCUGAUGUAACGUACUUCACUCAGACGGACGUCAAUGUGAUCUCAGAUAAUCUUCCGCCAUGGUGGUUUUACAUCGGAUUGCUGGCCUUCCUCCUGAGUCUGUCCUACUGCGUCGUAGGAUGUCUGUCCAGUAAAAGGUGGCGCUCACCCAAAAAAGAGGACAAAGAAGAGGACACCACAAAUUAACAUCUCCCAACACAUUUUAACUCAUGUUAUUGUUGCUUAUGCUAAAACUUCUCUUUGCAGCUGUAAAUAAAACUUUGUCAUGCAUUUAUACAACGUGUUUCAUGUUUUAACUCAACAUAAGUAC
This is a messenger RNA of Entelurus aequoreus (snake pipefish), 1312 nucleotides long. Its product is annotated as V-set domain-containing T-cell activation inhibitor 1-like. Gene Ontology annotation, cellular component: external side of plasma membrane. NCBI's taxonomy places the organism in Eukaryota, Metazoa, Chordata, Actinopteri, Syngnathiformes, Syngnathidae. Gene Ontology annotation, biological process: negative regulation of T cell proliferation; cell surface receptor signaling pathway; cellular response to lipopolysaccharide. The transcript is spliced from 6 exons. The record is from RefSeq and is a predicted model, not a curated record. The coding region runs from base 94 to 1188 and encodes 364 amino acids.